Tuber melanosporum (Perigord truffle) is the source of this 1380-nucleotide messenger RNA. RefSeq lists its product as uncharacterized. Gene Ontology annotation, molecular function: metallodipeptidase activity. The record is from RefSeq and is a predicted model, not a curated record. The coding region runs from base 69 to 1343 and encodes 424 amino acids. Gene Ontology annotation, biological process: proteolysis. NCBI's taxonomy places the organism in Eukaryota, Fungi, Ascomycota, Pezizomycetes, Pezizales, Tuberaceae. The transcript is spliced from 3 exons.
CUUAUAUAGCACUUUGUCCGAUUAUUCGUGAGCUGGCCCACUCCACCAUUAGCCAACACGAUCACAGCAUGGAAAAGCCAAUACCAGAACAAGCUCCCUCAGUUCAGCCCCCGGAUCAGGGGGGAAGGAGGCGGGUCCGCAAAAACCACUUCUUAGGAAUCUUCUUUGUACUCCUCGCCGGUUCAAUAUCAUUCGGAGGUUUUCAUCUGAGGGAUAACAUUCAUGGGUGUGGAAGGUUGCAUUGGCCAAUUGAAAAACGGGUAGAAAAUAUUCUUCGGUUUACACCCUUGAUUGAUGGACACAAUGAUCUACCCUUUAAGAUAAGGGUUCUUUUCGCGAAUCAGAUUUACAACGACAAUUUUACCUUUGACACUUCAUUGCCGUCCCAGGUUGACCUUCCGAGAUUACGGAAGGGACGUGUUGGGGGUACCUUCUGGAGCGUGUUCGUUCCAUGUCCCGACACUAAGGGAAUAGACGAUAAAGUCUACUACCCAAGUGUGCAAAUCACUUUACAACAAAUUGACCUGGUCCACCGCCUAGCCGAUGCAUACCCCGACCUCGCUCUAACGUCUUCUCCCCUCGCCGCAAGACACGCACAUUACCGUGGCAAGAUCGCCUCGGUAAUGGGUGCUGAAGGCCUGCACCAAAUUGGCAACUCGGCCUCUAACCUUCGCCUCUAUCACUCCCUCGGAGUCCGCUACGUGACGUUAACACACAACUGUAACAACAAAUACGCCGACAGCGCACUUCCUGUGAACAAUACUCUCUGGGGAGGCCUAAGCGAUGACGGCAAAGAUAUCAUCAAGGAGAUGAAUCGUCUGGGCAUGAUCGUCGACCUCUCGCAUACCUCGCACGACACACAGAUGGAUACGCUCAAGGUUACCGGCGCGCCCGUGAUCUACAGCCAUUCCUCCGCAUACGCUGUCUGCGACCACCCCCGCAACGUCAAGGACGAAGCGCUGGAGAAGGUCAAGGAGAACAACGGCGUAGUGAUGGUGAACUUUUACCCAGCGUUCGUCAAGUGCGAUGGCGGCGAGGCGAGAUUGGAAGACGUAGCUGAUCACGUGGAGUACAUUGGCAAGAAGAUUGGCUGGGAACAUGUUGGUAUUGGUUCGGAUUUCGAUGGAAUUGAGAAGGUUCCGGUGGGACUGGAGGAUGUCUCCAAGUAUCCAAAGUUGUUUGAGGAGUUACUGAGGAGAGGGGUCACGGAUCGCCAGGCUAGCAUGAUUGCGGGGGAGAAUGUAUUGAGGGUUUGGAAGGAUGUGGAGGAGGUCUCUCGAAAGAUGAACAGGGAGGGUGUUAAGCCCCUAGAAGACCAGGUGCAUAAGACCUUGCCGCUCUAGAACGUGAUUGAUAAUAGAGGCCUUCUCUUACAAAUGA